This is a messenger RNA of Botrytis cinerea B05.10, 1367 nucleotides long. RefSeq lists its product as hypothetical. NCBI's taxonomy places the organism in Eukaryota, Fungi, Ascomycota, Leotiomycetes, Helotiales, Sclerotiniaceae. The transcript has a single exon. The record is from RefSeq and is a predicted model, not a curated record. The coding region runs from base 100 to 1080 and encodes 326 amino acids. Gene Ontology annotation, molecular function: transferase activity, transferring alkyl or aryl (other than methyl) groups. Gene Ontology annotation, cellular component: membrane.
GAAAAUCCGGAGGCCGACUUCUCCCUCAAUAUAAGAAGGAAAUGCUACCUACAACCGUUGAAACAUCUAUCAAAAGAAUUGUUUCCCAAAGCAUCGGCCAUGAGAUCCACAGAUCGUCCUACGCCCCAUUCAGCAAUUCAGAACCCCUCAUGGGCAAUGGAUUUCAUGCAUCCCUUUCUGCACCGUAUAACGUUGUUAUACAAGAUUGCCAAAUAUUUCUGGUUAUUCACAGAGAGUGAUUUUGCCACUUUUGUAAUUCCAAACACCGUUUUCGGGGUCUGCUCUGCAAUUGCGGGCUAUCCUGUGGUCUCGACGUCUACAACAAGUGGGGCGGUCUUAAGAAGAAUUCCUGCCGUCAUCUUUUUCAAUUGGUCAAAUCUCCUUGUUUUUGACUUGGCUAAUCAGCGCCUAUGGGAGGCCGUUGAAGAAGAUAAACUCAAUAAGCCAUGGAGGCCAAUUCCGAGCGGCAAAAUAAGUCGCUCCGAGGUCAGGCAGGCUAUGCAAAUGGUCAUCCCACUUGUACUCGCGCUAAACCAUUAUUUUCUAAAUGUUGGGGCUGAAACGGCAUGUAUAUUGACCCUCACCUGGGUAUACAACGACUUGAAAGCGAGCGAUGAUGGAUGGAUCCAACGGAACUUUAUUAUCGCUAUAUCUUUUGGUGUGUACAAUUGGAGUUCGCUAAAAGUCGCAAUUGGGGCGGGAGGGCUUUCAUCAACAGCGGAGAUUACCAGAGUCGGUCUCUACUGGAUCGCUUUGAUGAGUGGUGUCAUCCUCACCACAAUGCACAUACAAGAUCUGAAGGAUACCGUCGGAGACAAGGAGCGUGGUCGCCACACAUCACCGCUAGUCCUUGGGGAAAAAGUUGCUCGGUGGACGCUGGUCAUUCCUAUCACUUGCUGGGGACCCAUUUGCAUGCAUUACUGGAAACUUUCUUGGAUCAUGAACGUUCCGGUCACAGCGCUAGGACUUUAUGUGGCAUGGAGAUGCAUUUCGUACCGUGGGAACACGGAGGAUCGAAAGACAUGGCAAUUGUGGUGCGGAUGGACCGCACUGCUGUCGCUCAUGCCACUCCAGAUCUGAACUUCACUAGGGGCGGCCUUGCCGGAAGGAGCUUAUGGAGGAUUUGCACAAGCUAGAUAGUAAUCAAAUGUGAGCUAUUAUCGAUUACAUGCUCUCAUUAGUACGAGAACCGGAGGUAGUAGCUUUCUUGGACUUUACAUCCCUAGAUUCUCUCGUAGUUCGUUGUGGGGCACUGGGCCUGCACAGAAAGUCAUACGUUGAGCUUUUACAUGUACUAGCCUAUCCCCUGUCUGCACGGGUUAGCUACCAAACAUAUGAGUAAGCUUUGGGAAUGGAAAAUUUGCUCA